Capronia epimyces CBS 606.96 is the source of this 1839-nucleotide messenger RNA. Its product is annotated as MFS transporter, SIT family, siderophore-iron:H+ symporter. The coding region runs from base 1 to 1839 and encodes 612 amino acids. The record is from RefSeq and is a predicted model, not a curated record. Lineage: Eukaryota; Fungi; Ascomycota; Eurotiomycetes; Chaetothyriales; Herpotrichiellaceae. Gene Ontology annotation, molecular function: siderophore-iron transmembrane transporter activity. The transcript has a single exon. Gene Ontology annotation, cellular component: endosome; vacuolar membrane. Gene Ontology annotation, biological process: intracellular iron ion homeostasis; transmembrane transport.
AUGGAGAAGACAGCCAGUAGCAUCCAAGGGGAGAGCGAGAGCGAGAGGGUGAGGGAGAAGGGAUCUGCGGGGUUCGAAGCACAAGGCUCAGGCCCCCGCGGCUCCAUCACUCCAUCAGGCACUCCAGCGACAGCGCUGGGACAGAAAUCGCCAGGUGUUCAACGGGUGGAAGCGAUUUCUUCAGUCAUUACCCUUACCGAUCGGGUUCUUCUGUUCAUCUGGGUUUUUCUGGUCGCCUACGUCUACGGCCUCGACGGGAUCCUUCGCUAUACAUACCAGCCAUACGCGACCGCAAGCUAUGCCGAACAUUCACUCCUGGCGACCGUUUCCGUGCUUCGAUCGGUCAUCGCAGCGGCUGCUCAGCCCACCGCGGCCAAGAUUGCCGAUGUCUUCGGCCGCGUCGAGCUUGUCUGCGUGUCGGUGGUCUUCUAUGUCGUCGGGACCAUCGUCGAAGCGACAUCCAACGGCGUCAGCUCGUUUGCCGGCGGAGCCGUGCUUUACCAAAUCGGCUAUACGAUGAUGAUUCUUCUCAUCGAAGUCAUUGUCGCCGACAUCAGCUCGACUCGCGCCCGGCUCUUCUUUAGCUACGUGCCCACCCUCCCUUUCAUCAUCAAUACCUGGGUGUCGGGAGAUAUCUCGCAGGCGGUUCUCGACCACUCGAGCUGGAACUGGGGUAUAGGCAUGUUUGCCAUCAUCUAUCCAGUCUGCGCACUGCCACUACUCGUCCACCUGUUUCUCAUUGCCCGCCGGACCAAAAAGGCUGGGAAACUGGACAACUACAAAACCCCGUUCCAAGAACUAGGCUUCAAGGGACUCGCUGUUCAGCUUUUCUGGCAAUUGGACGCCAUCGGAAUCGUCCUCAUCAUUGCCGUUUUCGCCCUGAUCCUCACCCCGCUGACCAUUGCCGGUGGGUUUGCGUCGCAAUGGCGCACGGUCAAAAUCAUCCUCCCUCUGGUUCUGGGCAUUCUGUGCAUCCCUGUCUUUGUCAUCUGGGAACUCAAGGCUCGCCAUCCCCUGGCACCGUUUCAUCUGAUGAAAAAUCGCGCCAUUUGGGCCGCCUUCGGGAUCGCAUGUUUCAACAAUUUCACCUGGAGCUUGGUGGCAAACUACCUCUUUACCGUGCUGAGGGUAGCGUUCAACUUUUCCGUCAGCGGAGCCACGCGCAUCACCUCCUUGUACAGCUUCGUUUCAGUUGUCACGGGAUUCAUCCUGGGCGCCGUGGUGUUCCUUGUUCGGAGGCACAAGUACUUUAUUGUGUUCGGCACGUGCCUGUCCAUGGUGUCGUUCGGCCUCCUCCUCCACUAUCGAGGCGGAACCUCCUCGUCUGAUAAGUCCGGCGUCAUCGGAGCCGAAGUGCUCCUCGGAUUUGCCAGUGGAUUCUACCCAUAUCCGACCCAGGCGGCUUUGCAGGUUGUGCUGAAGCAUGAACACCUUGCCGUCAUGACCGGGCUGUAUCUUGCCAUUCAGAACGUCGGGUCGGCCUUUGGGAACACCGUCGCGGGUGCGAUCUGGACCCAGGUGCUACCGUCGACGCUCGAUCGCAACCUGGCAUUUUCCGGGAACGCCACGUUGGCCAGCUUCGUGUAUGGAGACCCCUUUUCCGCCAUUGCCGAGUAUCCAAUCGGCACCGAGGUUCGAGAUGGCAUCAACGCCUCGUACCAGCACGUCCAGCGACUGCUUUGCAUCACGGCGCUGUGCUUGGCCGUGCCGCUGGUGGCGUUCACUUUGUUCCUGAGAAAUCCAAGACUCAACAACGAACAAACGUUGGCAAAGGGCGUCGACAGUGACGUCGACAGUGACGUCGACAGCGAUGACCGAUCUGUGAGGUCAGUGGCUUAG